Notechis scutatus (mainland tiger snake) is the source of this 804-nucleotide messenger RNA. It is a transcript of the gene TERF2IP, whose product is annotated as TERF2 interacting protein. The record is from RefSeq and is a predicted model, not a curated record. NCBI's taxonomy places the organism in Eukaryota, Metazoa, Chordata, Lepidosauria, Squamata, Elapidae. Gene Ontology annotation, cellular component: shelterin complex. Gene Ontology annotation, biological process: telomere maintenance via telomere lengthening; protection from non-homologous end joining at telomere. Gene Ontology annotation, molecular function: telomeric repeat DNA binding.
GGGCGACGUGCGCCAGGAGCGCUGCGAGGGUCCGGGCGGAGCUGUGGCGGCUUCCAUUUCCGGCUGGCGCCCGCCAAGAAAACCCCCGAAGCGGCCCUUCCCUCAGGCUGGAGGGGUCUGCCUGCUGGAGAGUUCCGAUGGAGGGGUCGAGGGUGCCCGCGCUCUUUCGGGAAGCCAACCGGGAGUUCGAGCAGGGAGACGACGAGCAAUCCGGCUGGGGAGAGCCCGCGCCCCCCGCCUCCCCGGGCCUUGGGAAUUCGAGAGGAAGGCGGACACCCCCGGACGCCCAGAUGACGGUGGAGAUCGGUGCAGCCGGUGCCGUGCCCGCCAGCCGCCGGUCGCCGGAGCCGGAGGAGCGCCCGGCUCCCCCGGCUGCCCACGUGGCCCUGGCAGUCAAGGACAUGGAGCGCUUGAUGGGGGAGUUCGGCGUGGAUCUGGCCACGGUCACUCACGCUUUUCUGAAGAACAGCGGGGAAGUGUCCGCCGUGGCCAGCUGCCUGCGGACCGGCCGCCGUCCGGACGGGCGGCCUGUUUGGAACAGACAGGACGAUGAGGACUUGCUGAAAGGCCGAGAGGGAGCCAGGAAUAACUUAGAAACAAAAUACGGAGUAGGAAAUGUAAAUAAACGAGUGUUGUUCAGGAAAAGUUUGUGCCAGGAGUGAAAAUCACCAAAGCUGCUGCAGUAGGGACAAUUGUCUUUUGUGCAAUUUUUAUUUCCAGAGUAAACUGUUUACUGUUAAUUAGGAUUGAAGUUGUUCUUGAAUGGUCAAUGUGAAUCUGACAAUAAAGUUUUACAGAACAGUC